AUGUGGAAAAUGUUUACGCUAAACGGAUCGUAUCGCUGGAUCGACGAUCUGCAACGACUUGUAGCGGAGUACAACGCGCGCAAGCAUCGCACCAUCGGCGCGCGGCCAAUCGACGUAACGCCGGCUUCGAGCGAGCGACUCCUGCGCACGGUUUACAGCAACGUUAAAAUCGCAGGACCGGCGCGAUUCCGAGUAGGCGAUCCUGUGCGCGUGAACAAGUACCUGCUCGAGGAUUAUCGCGGUGAACCAAUAACCGGUGGAUUUUAUGAGCACGAGUUGCACGCGAUUAAACAUCCGGAUGUGUAUCUCGUAGAAAAGGUUCUGCGUCGUCGAGGCAACGAGGUGUUGGUCAAGUGGUUGGGACUAAACAAUUCACACAAUUCCUGGAUAAAUAAGAACAAUGUGGUCUAA
Messenger RNA from Pseudomyrmex gracilis, 411 nucleotides. RefSeq lists its product as uncharacterized. The transcript is spliced from 2 exons. Bases 1 to 411 code for a protein of 136 amino acids. Lineage: Eukaryota; Metazoa; Arthropoda; Insecta; Hymenoptera; Formicidae. The record is from RefSeq and is a predicted model, not a curated record.